Penicillium waksmanii is the source of this 1278-nucleotide messenger RNA. RefSeq lists its product as uncharacterized. Gene Ontology annotation, molecular function: oxidoreductase activity. NCBI's taxonomy places the organism in Eukaryota, Fungi, Ascomycota, Eurotiomycetes, Eurotiales, Aspergillaceae. The record is from RefSeq and is a predicted model, not a curated record. Bases 1 to 1278 code for a protein of 425 amino acids. The transcript is spliced from 3 exons.
AUGGCUUCUGGCAUGUCACAAAUCAUGCGGAGCCCUACGCUCAGCAAACUAUUUGAGCUCUCCACUAAGGAACGAUUACUCUAUGGUGCACUGGGUGUAAUCGCCUAUUUAUUCCUAGCCUCAUCACUACGAUUCCAACGUCGUUCGGCCCUCCAAAACAAAUACCCUUACAAGACCCGCGAGUCAAUGUCCAGAAUGACGCAUCACGAUGCAUGGGCAAUCCAAAAGACAAUCCUGCAGAUGGAGUUUCCAUUCAUCGUCCUCAAAUCACUGCAAUUCGCCCUCUUUCGUACCUACGGAAUUCCGAGCAUAUCAAGCCUCCUUCUAAAAACCUCCCAGUUCUCGGACUCGGCAACCUCGUUCAAGCGAUACGCCGACACAGGCGCCCUAAUCGGCGAAUUCAUGGCCUUCGACCCGCACUCUGAACGGGCGCAAACAUCGAUUGCCAGAACAAAGUUUCUACAUAAGGGAUACAGAGCCAGCGGCAAAAUCCUGGACGAUGACAUGUUAUACACGCUCAGUCUGUUCGCGACAGAACCGAUUCGAUUCGCAUCACUAUAUGAGUGGCGGGAAAUGAGCGAAAUGGAACGCGCAGCCGUGGGGACGUACUGGAAGAGUCUUGGUGAUGCGUUGGAUAUCAGUUAUGAAAAGCUUCCAUCUGGAAAGUCUGGCUUCCAGGAUGGCAUUCACUGGCUUGAGGAGAUCAGUGUUUGGAGUCAUGAGUAUGAGGUGCGACACAUGAAGCCUCAUGAGCGGAAUAGGGAGAUUGCGGAUAAGACGAUUGAUGUGUUGGUCUAUAAUCUGCCGGGAUUUAUGAAACCGCUUGGUGUUUACUUUGUUUCGUUCUUGAUGGAUGAGCGGUUGCGAAAUGCCAUGAUGAUGACACCACCGCCAGCAUUCUUCAGCGCACUCUUCGCAUCGGCAUUCCAGAUUCGCAAGCUAUCGCUUCGAUAUGUGGCCCUUCCACGACCAAGUUUCCUUCGCUUGGAUGUUUUUACGGAAGAACCGAAUAAGCACGGCCGAAAUUUUGUGCUUUUCUACGAAGGGGCACCAUUUUACGUGCAGCCUACCAUUUGGAACCGAUGGGGUCCAGUGGCGUGGUUCAAGUGGGCUUUAGGACACCCAUUGCCGGGAGAUGAUGGCGAUAAAUAUUAUCCUCAGGGGUACCGCACUGCUGAUCUCGGUCCGAGGUAUUUUGAGGGAAAAGGACAGAAGGAAGUGAUUGGCAUGCGAGAAGAGCUGCGGGCGCAACGCAUGGGACAGAAUCCAUUCCCGUAA